CUUGGUCACGCUCUUCCUUACUCUCUCUCUCACUGUUUUGUAUGUGUCUCUCUUUCCGUUUCUUGCUUCUCCCUGUUUGUACGCAACACGCGACUCUCUUCGGCUCUCAAAACAGUUAUCCUGGCAAGGCAGGCAGGCAGCACCAACCAAAGACCAGACUUCCAGGCCCAAGCCAGCGUUCACCGACGGAGGAUGACGAAAAAAGAAAACAAGGGUGUGACCGGAGCAUGAAAGCGCACCAACACGUUACGGUGAGCUGUUUUUCGCACCAGGCACCAGAGUUUACUGCGUGCAAUUCUGGCGAGGAUAUUUCAAUUUCCCUACGGCGAAUCGCCACUUCCAUAAUGUUCUGCGUAGAUCCCUGGUGUUAGGCGACGACAACGGGUAUCAGUAACGGCGAAGGCAACGCAAAAAUAAAAACUAGGGCAACGGUGUUUAUCGUGCAGUUUUGCGUAGGUGUCCGAAGUGUCCCAGUGUUCGAAGUUAGUAGACCCUUCGUUCCUUCCCGGCGACUGUGUGUACUAUGUUGGGGAAGUGGAGUGUUGGGUAAUGUGCAGUAAAGUCCUAUUCACAGAUACUAUAAAGGACAACACAGGAAAUGUGAAAGGAAAAGUACAAAACGGUACGAGAAGUGUUCACUUUUCCGUGAAAAAGGGUGUUCAGUGAAAGAAUAAAAAAAGGACGCACUCUCACUUCUGUCACACAGCAGACGCGCACGGGUGCGCACAACAAAGAGCCUGGGUUGCGUGUGCGCGCGUAUGUUUGUAUGUGUGUAAUUUUACGUGCGUGUGCAAGGAGAAUUUGCUUCAGAUUUAGUGUUUUUUCCUUUCUUGCCCAUUACCAUCCCUUUACAUGAUACGAUUGCCGUAGAACUGAGCUGAUUCAUCCCGUCAAUGGUGAUGAUGACGGGCAGUGGUUAGUGGUUCCACGGGAUUUAACCACGGGUAUAUAUUACACGGAGGCAAAACGAUGCAGUCUACGGGUGUUGGUGACGUUGGGUGGCAUUACACCGAAUGCUAGUACGAAAAACCAUUUCCGCCUGCAGUAUCUGCAGUCUGGACGAGGGUUCGUGGACUAGUGGGCAUUACAGAAGUGUCUGAAGGACCUCCCACGGAGGAGGCAACGUGGGACGACGUGUUGGGUCCGGGUCUGGUGGUAAAGAACCGCCCGACCAAACGGAACCAUCAUCUGGCAACGGUGACGGUCGAAGAAGAGAAAUUGGUGAGGAAUCCUAAACUGCUCCGCAGCAGGGGUGCCACUUCUUAUCGGUACGACGGUACCGGGUGUGGGUGAAAAGGAAGUGAGGAUUGUAUAUUGGUUGCCGAAUAAGUGGUAAUGUAUUGCAAAAACUUCACCAAAAACUGGAUGUGACGCAUCUGUAGCACGGCAAACAAUACUGAAAAGCGUCCUGAUGGGCAACGAAUUCUAGAGAGUUACCCGAACUAUCGUAUCUACGAUUUGUGUCGAAUGAGAUACCUCUGUGUGUAUGUGCGGUUGGUGAUGCACUGAUAAAGUGUCUUAUUCCUGUGAGUCACUGUCCUGGUCAUUGUUCUAGUGCUCCGUUCUAUUGCUUUCAACAAUUCGUUGUUGCUGACUAUCGUGUGAAGCAAAGAGAAAAGCGAUUCUACAGUGCACUAGUACUCAAGUGCGUGGAAGCUGUAUCGUCCAUCAGUAACAUCCUCACCAUUCAAUCUGCGGGACAGCCGUGGACAUCCACUGCCCAGCGUCAAACGUCACGUUCAACCGGCACACGGGCGGCCAUUGACGGGCGUAUCCAAGCGUGACUAGCGUUACCGAGAAGAAAGUUGCAUAGCGUAACGCAUCCUCACCUACCUUGCCGCAGCAUCCUUCUCGUCCACAUUAGGGACGACGGUUGCAACCAUGGGCUACCCGGGGACAACCGACGACGACGAUCAAUACCGGGUGCCGCUGAUAGCGAAGUUGCUGCACGCCCUGCCACACUACAACAUCACCUUCCAUCGCAUCAACAACACAUUUCGCCCAUCAAAUGACGUCUAUCUCGAGAGUCUCGGUAUCUUGGGUUCGAUACCGGCCGCCCUGCUGAUUGUAUCAUUGUUUGGGCUGCUGCUCUAUCUGCUAACGCGCUGCUGUGACAGAAAGCCACGACCCGCACACUCGAUUACCAGCCUGAAGGUGACGCUUUCGAUCGUAACCGUGCUGUGCUGUGCCGCGAUCGGUCUCGGGCUCUACGGAAAUGAUGAUCUACACAACGGGUUGCUCGAGGUGUUACAGGCGGGUCGUAAGGUGGACGGUGUCGUCUCAUCCGUACGCAACCAAACGUUCAUCCUGGAGAACACGCUCACGAUGAAGAUCCAGCAGCAGCUCACCGAGCUGGAGGACAUUUUCGACCAGAAGACCAACAAUCAGACAGCCCUGGCACAGCUGCAGCAAGCACUCCUCACAGCUAAGGGUAAUAUCACAAUUGCGAAGAAUGCAGCGAACGACAUACGGCGCCCACUUGUCGGUUUGACCAUAACCGACUUCCUAACGAAAGGCGAUCAGUGGGAGCUGAUCCGUUGGCCGGGAACGGUCGCCAUAUUGGCACUGCUGCUCGUGCUGUGUGCGGUACUGCUGGUCGGUGUUGCGCGUCACUCUCGGUGCGCUCUCAUACUGUUCAGCGUGUGCGGUUUGCUGGCGGUAACCGGUUCGUGGCUUAUGUCCGGUCUCUACCUAUCGACCUCGGUUGCCGUCGGUGACCUGUGCAACGAUCCCGCCGAUUUCCUCGUGCACCAAGCGCCGCAUGAGCUGCCGGCCGACAUACUGCUCUACUACACGCAGUGUGACAUAUCCCGCUCGAACCCAUUCACACAGCGCCUGCGAGAGUCACAAAAUGCGAUCAAUAAUGCGCGGAACGCGAUGAGUAUCGUAUCGAAAAUUUCGCCAGUGCUCUUCAAGAACGCAGGCCUAGCACCGAAGCUAGGGUCGGUAAAUGCGGACAUUAAACUGUGCGAGCGGCUAUUGACGGGUUUGACAGCACUGGUUGACUGCCGGGCCGUACACUACAGCUACCUCGUAGCGACUCGUGGACUGUGCGAGUGUGGAUUGCUCGGUUUGGUGUUGAUGCUGAUCGCCAGCUUUAUGGCGGCCAUCCUGCUCACCAUAAUGGUUUGGGUCGAUUCACACACGUGGAUCUACAUACGCAAGAGGAAUGAUUAUGCGCAGGUCGAGGAGCAGUCAUAUGUAUCACACCAAUUGCAUCCACAGAGUCAUCAAAACAUGAACACUCGUACACUUCCACAUCAUCCCAAGGGUCCGCCCGUUAUCAGUGGGUCACACACGAUUGCGCAUCCGGGGCGUAACGCGAAGCAUGACAUGAGUCAGGUGCAGCAGGCUCAGCAACAGAUGCAUCAUCAGCAGGCGCAUGCCCAGGCCCAGCAGGCCCAGGCUCAGGCCCAGGCGCACAUGAUGCAUCACCAUCAGGCGAUGAUGCGCGCUGGUGGUACUCAUACGCUCGGGCGCCUGCCGUCGCACAGCAGCCCGACGCAUCUGCACGGUCCGAACAACGGCAAGUACGCCACCCUCAGUAAGCACUGCAAGACGCUCGACGCUAACGACUUCUACUGAAGUUACGC
Messenger RNA from Anopheles funestus (African malaria mosquito), 3593 nucleotides. RefSeq names its product protein tweety. The transcript has 6 exons. The record is from RefSeq and is a predicted model, not a curated record. Gene Ontology annotation, molecular function: volume-sensitive chloride channel activity; intracellularly calcium-gated chloride channel activity. The coding region runs from base 1882 to 3585 and encodes 567 amino acids. Lineage: Eukaryota; Metazoa; Arthropoda; Insecta; Diptera; Culicidae. Gene Ontology annotation, cellular component: plasma membrane.